Solenopsis invicta (red fire ant) is the source of this 7426-nucleotide messenger RNA. RefSeq names its product endothelin-converting enzyme homolog (gene Nep3). Lineage: Eukaryota; Metazoa; Arthropoda; Insecta; Hymenoptera; Formicidae. Bases 272 to 2611 code for a protein of 779 amino acids. Gene Ontology annotation, biological process: protein processing. Gene Ontology annotation, cellular component: plasma membrane. Gene Ontology annotation, molecular function: metalloendopeptidase activity. The record is from RefSeq and is a predicted model, not a curated record. The transcript has 13 exons.
GUUUGCAGCACAUUUUACCGGCCACGCUGGCGAAAACGACGCGGAAAAUGCCGUAGAGUCGAUGACAGCCGGAAACACCCAGUGAAGACCGUGUCGCCUUCUCUCCCCUGCCCUCCGUCUCCACUCUUGUCCGGCCACCACCCUCGUUUCUGCCCUUUUCGUCGCGAUCGCUGCCCCCGACUCGCGUGUGGGCGCGCGUAUUCCACCCUCAAUGGUGAAUCAAUAAUUAAGGUGACAGUGCAGUGAUUGCGCGAUCGUGUGCUGGGUCAAGAUGUCGGUGAAGAUGACGAGGUACAAACAAGCUGAAUUCGAGGACGAAGACAGCAGCAGCAUCGGUUCCGUUGCUCUAAAUAGCGAAGGUAUCAGUACAUCUGCCACGCAUAUAAGAUAUCAUACGGGUACAACGAUGUGGAAGGCAAGAAGUAUUUUGGAAAGAUGCCUUCUCAUAAUUUGCGCUGUUUUGCUGCUAACGAUUAUAGUACUCGGCAUUGUUAUCAGUAGCAAAAAUGGUUGGGAGGAGGCCCAGAUUCUUCACGUCACCGCUCACGGAGAAGAAAGUACGCAUUGCCUCACGGAGCAAUGUGUAACGGUGGCAGCUUCCUUAAUUAAUAGUAUAGAUUAUUCCGUCGAUCCAUGUGACGAUUUCUACGAAUACGCGUGCGGCGGCUGGAGAAAAAAGAAUCCCAUUCCGGAUGGGAAAAGUGUUUGGGGCACGUUUGGCAAAUUGGAGCAGGAUAAUCAGCUAGUCGUCAAGAAUGUUCUCGAGAAACCACUUAGCGAAAUGAAAUCAAAAGCUGAGAAGAAGGCCAAAUAUUAUUAUAUGUCAUGUAUGGAUGCGAAUGAGACGAUCGAGACGCUCGGGGCGAAGCCGAUGUUGGAACUGUUGGACAAUAUCGGUGGUUGGAAUAUCUCGGGCAAAUUCAACAUCAGCGCGUGGUCCCUACAAAACAGUAUGCACGUUCUGCAAAAUGUUUACAAUAUGGGUGGUCUAUUCUCUUGGGGCGUGAAUGAAGAUGAUCGAAACAGCACUAGAUACAUAAUUCAGAUCGAUCAAGGGGGUUUAACACUACCAACUGCGGACAAUUAUCUCAACGUAACCGAACAUGGCAAGGUCCUAGCCGCCUAUUUGGACUACAUGACGAAGAUCGGCGUGCUCUUAGGUGGCGACGAGAACUCUACGAAGAAACAGAUGCAGGACGUAAUUGCGUUCGAGACGAAGCUCGCGGAGAUCACUAUACCGCCCGAAGAUCGCAGAGAUGAGGAGAAAAUUUACAAUCUAAUGGGGUUAAAUGAACUGCAACGUAAAGCACCCUUCAUGUCGUGGGUAGAAUUCUUCCAAAACGCUACACGUCUCGUAAACAAGAAGAUCAACAAUAAAGCGAUGAUCGUAAAUUUUGCACCAGAGUACUUUGUAAAAUUGACGAAAGUCGUGCAAGAGUAUAACAGAACCACUAAUGGAAAGAUAAUACUGAAUAAUUAUCUGGUUUGGCAGACCGUGAGGUCCUUGACAGCGUUCCUAUCGAAGCCGUUUCGCGAUGCUUACAAGGGUUUGCGGAAAGCUUUAUUCGGUUCGGAAGGCCACGAGGAGCAGUGGCGUUAUUGCGUCAGCGAUGUUAAUAAUGCCAUGGGUUUUGCCAUUGGGGCAAUGUUCGUCAGAGAGGUUUUUCACGGCAAGAGUAAACCCAUGGCGGAGGAGAUGAUCAAUCAAAUUCGUAAGGCAUUCACGAAGAACUUGAAAAAUCUAGACUGGAUGGACGCAGAGACGAGAAAAUCUGCGGAGGAGAAAGCAAACGCAAUCACCGACAUGAUCGGUUUCCCAGACUUCAUUUUACAACCCAGCGAACUCGACGAGCGUUACAGAGAUUUGGCGAUCAAGCAGAACGAAUAUUUUCAAAACACUUUGCGCGUGAACAAGUACAGUUUCCGUAAAAACCUCGAGAAACUUGAUCAGGUGGUGAAUAAAACUACUUGGAUAAUGACACCACCGGCAGUGAACGCUUAUUACACACCUACCAAAAAUCAGAUGGUCUUUCCCGCUGGCAUCCUUCAGAGUCCGUUUUACGACAUGAAGAAUCCCAAUAGUUUGAAUCUCGGCGGCAUAGGCGUUGUCAUGGGACACGAAUUAACGCACGCCUUCGAUGACCAAGGUCGGGAGUACGACUUGCAUGGAAAUUUGCAUCACUGGUGGAACGACGCUACGAUAGAGCGAUUUAAAAAUAGGACCGAAUGCUUUGUGGAGCAAUAUAACCAGUACCAAGUACAAGGUCGAAAUAUAAAUGGCCGACAGACGCUGGGGGAGAAUAUUGCUGACAACGGGGGUCUUAAAGCAGCGUAUCACGCUUAUCUUUCGAUGCCUAAGAGUCCAAAGGAUCAACUGCCGCUACCCGGUCUCAAUCUGACGCAUCGUCAACUAUUUUUCCUGAAUUUUGCACAGAUUUGGUGCUCCUCCAUAACGUCCGAGUCGGUGAUUCUCCAGGUCGAGAAAGAUACUCACAGUCCGCCGAGGUACAGAGUGAUAGGACCACUUUCGAAUCUGCCAGAAUUUGCGACGGAAUUUAACUGCCCUAAGGACUCAAAGAUGAAUCCGGCACAUAAGUGCGAAGUGUGGUAACGCCUCCUGUCUAUUCCGACUGAUUCAGUUCCCGGGGACAGUUCGGUUGAACUCGAUUUUCGGUGUCGUGGGGAUAUCGUCGUGGCUUCCACGUAACGGGGGAUACGUGUCGCGGGACUUGCUCCGGACAUCGAACUAUGCACUUUUUAAUUCAUUCACAUAUCACCACUUAUCGUGAGGAUAGCUACUUCAAAUUUCUGCGAGUCUCUUUGUCAGCGUAUGAUUUUGUCACACUUUUCAAACGAUCUCGGGAAAUAGUGGGGAAACGUUCUGGCACCUUCUUUCAGCUGUGCAGAAAUUUAUUGGCUAAUUUUACAUUGACCCUCUCUUAUUGUUUACUCUGACAUAUUUCCUCUAAAAUUUGAAAAUGCUUUUUGAAUCUUGUUUAUUACUUUCUUUUUUUAAUGUCUAAAUUUUGGAAUUAACAAUUCGCACUGAAUUCUCCGUCAGCAAGUCAAGACUUACACGAGUUACUUAGAUCGUGCGAAAUAUCAUACGCAUUUUUAAUGUUACAAAUUUCGCAGUCAGAAUACUCUAGCACGUUUUUUAGACUUAUAAGAAGUUUAUUUUAAAAACUACUUACUUUACUAGUUAGACGGAAUUCGGACGUUGGGAUCGCAGUAAUGUGACACGCGCAAUGCGAUACGCUGUCGCUGACGUCAAGAAAAAUAUUUUUAAAUGCUUAUUUGUGCAUGGAAAGAACAGUUUUGUUGAAAUGUUUGAAAAUUUAGCUAACAAGGUUACAAAUCUAAAAAUAAUUUUGUUACGCAAUCAAAAUAACUGUGUAAGACAGUUAAAAAUUAGUUGCCAGAUAAAACAUUUUGCAGCCUUACUCAUUACACUUGAACAUCCUACACAGUCAUUUUGAUGACCCAACAAAAUUAUUUUCAGAUCUAUAUCCAGCUAAAUUUUGUCAUAUUUAAGCAAAACUGUUCUCUCCGUGUGCUAAAUAUUUUUCUCCCAUGCAUGUCAAGUAUGCGCUGGAACGUCAAAUAUGUGCCUAGCAUACACUUGGCAUUUGAGCGAAUCAAAGAUUUUUUAACUGGAAGAACAUCUUUAGAAAAACUGACUCAGCUAAAAAUAUAAAAAAUUUGAGAAAAAUUUAUUUUGUGAAUUUAUCCGCAGAGAGAAAUGUUUCUUUAGAUUUAAAAAUUUUUUUAGAAGAAAUUUAUGCAUUGGAACAAUCCAAUUAAAUUUAAAUAACGAGAAGGUUAUACCGGUCUUCGUGUUUAAUAAUUUUCUACGUAAAUUUACAAACAUUUACAAAAUUUCCCACAAACUGCGCGCCGCAUAUUUACCGGACUUAAAACACAGCUUAAUUUUUAUGUAGAAUCAAAAAAUGUAAUAUUACAAAAAUUAAAUUGCUAAUUAAUUUAAUAAUUUUUAAUUCUUACAAGCAUCAUUAUUAUUUCCCCUUAUCUUAAAAUAUUGUAAAGAAUUUAUUGCGAGAAAUAUUUCCUCGAUCAUAACUUGAAUCUAGGUCCCCCAACAUUCCAUGCGAAUGUUUUAGCCCAGUGACUAAACGCAAUCUUUUAUAAAUUGAGGGCCAUUUUCAGAAAUAAGCAAAGUUUUGCGGACCGCACAUACACACACACACACGCGCGCGCGCACGCACAUGUAUAUAUUGUUUAUAUUAAUAUGAAUACAUAUGUAUGUAUAAUAGACGAAUAAAAAAAAUUACAUCUUAAUACUAAUAAGAAAAUAAAAAAAUGUUAACAUAAUUUAUAAAAAUUAAAUUUUAUAAACAUAUUUAUUUAUGGAAUAAACUACAUUUUUUAAUUUAAAUUCUUAAAAAAAUACUUAAAAACGCAAAAAUGAAACUGUAAACAUUUAUUGCAUUAAAGUAAUAUUUGAUGAACAUAUGAUUUUAAAUUUUCGACUAUGAGUUGGCGGGCCGCUGGUUGUGUAUCACUGUCUUAGCUAAUCUAACUAAACCAACGAUUGAACUAAAAAAUGUAGUUGGUUCUAACUUUUUAAGUAAUAUUAUCUUUACCUUAAAGUGAAUAUUUAUUUAAAAUAAUUGAAUUUCUUUACUUAAACAAUGUUAUUAUUUCAAUGUACUAUUAUAUUGUUUUACUUCAAUUAUAAUUUUAUUUUUACAUUAAAAAAAGUUUUUUUUUAACUUUUAAAUAAAUUCAAUGUUUCGACAAUUUCAAAGUAUUAAGAGAAUUAAGACCUUUUAUUAUUACGGUUACGCCGCGGCCUUAUAUCCCUUGUAUACUGAAACUUAUUUACGAGUUAUUAGCGGUCUCGCCACAUCUGAUAAUGGAUCAAACGAGUGGAAAGUUCACGAGGCAAGGUUGUAGCAAGGUUGUUGUUUAAUGUUAUAAAACAAAAUGUUUUUUAUUUUUAACAGUAUAAAAAUACCUUUUGAACAGUCAUGUUUUCUGCCAAACAUUGUUCAAUGCAACAUAAUUUAAAAAAUGUAUAUUUAGCAUAAUAACGAUAUUUAAUUUAAAGUUAUUGUUUCUAUGAAAGAAAUACUGCAAAAAAAUACUGAACGUAAAGGAACAUUUUUCUCUGUGUUCUUAAAAUUUUUAAAAUCAGAAGUUAUCUUUAGAAUUCUCUUCGGCAUUGAAGAGACUGUAAAAAUAGAUCUCACACACUGCAAUUUCUGACUACAUAGAUUGAUAUUAUAAUUUGGAGGAACCAAUUGUUUUCAAUUCAAUUUGAGUAUUGUAUAUUUGUUAUGAGAUAUGGUGCUAUCGGCAGUGCUAGCAUAAAUAUACUUGCGAGACGUUGUUUGAUCUCAUGCCUACAGGAUUGUCAAAGUAUAAUUCUAUACGUACUUUAUUCGAAUUCUAUUGUAUUAUAAUAUUAAAAUAGUGCGUUUUUGUAUGCAAUGGCUUACACAACGUUUUGUUGAUGAAGAUUAAACGGCGUAUUUGUAAAUAAUGUGAUUUCUAGAUCGAGAAGCUUAUAUGCACUUGUCACAAGAAUGGCGUAGACCUUUGCUUGUUAGCGUUAAUUUUAUCAUUGCGAUUAAUAAGAAGUGAAAAUCUCAGUGCAAUAACCAGUCGCGAUGGAGUCAGCUCAAAGUGCUAAAGUUCCGUUACUAGAUGAGAGCAAAAUCGAUGGUGGACAUAUCUUAGCAAUGUAGAUAAUAUGGGGAUUACCGAUACAUUUAGUUUUUAGUUCUUUAUGUGCGACCAUUGAAAUGAAGAGCUCUGUACACCAUACCUUUCAAUGCAAAGGGGACUUUCAAAAUAUCACUGCAAAAAUUCGUUCAAAAAUCAAGAAGAAUCGGCUCUGCGAAGUUACAAAUUACUCAAAUUUUAUUUAAUUUUGCAGAAAUAAAACCCUUCUCAUUUAUUUGUUUCAAAGAUAUAAAGUUCGUUCGCAUCGUAUACUCCAAUUUACUCGUGCUAAACUCCAAUGUGUUCCAGUACAUUUGUGACAAACAUAUUGGAGCGCAUUGGAGUAAGUAGGAGUAUGUUGGAAUAUGCGACGAGAAUAAAUCUGCUGUAUUGAAAUUAAUGACAUAAAAAGUAAUAGAUUGACUACUUGCUAAAUGAUGUGAGAAAGCAAUUUAAUAUUUUUAACUUAUCAUUGGUAUGCUUUAAAAAAAAAUUAUAUAUAUAGAACAAAUUCAAAAGGAAUACAAUAUUUUAUUAAUAAUCUAUAUAUGGCGCAUCAUGUCUCUUUCAUACGAAAAGUAUGUAUCUACGUGUAAUUCAUUUUAUUCUCGUUAAUGAAUUUUUCUAGUCUUCGUGAAAAAACUCCGAUCAUUGCAGCUCGAGUGAGUUUUGCAUGUUUCAAAACAGAUGCCAAUCAAAAUCUUAUCUUUCUUAUUGUGGAAAUAAAAAUAAAUAUAUGAAUUCGUCGUUUUAAACGAGAAACAGAGUAUUAUAGGUAGCCAAAUCUUUCAUUGUAUAUUGAAUAAGGUACACUUAUUAUCCAUGCACAUAACAAAUUUAUUUAAGGUUUUACAAGCCCAGUAAUUAUUAUGACGUUCGUAUAAAGAUUGCAACAGAGCGGAAAGAAGAUAUUAAAAAAUUAAACACGAUUACGCUUAACGUCGUCUUAAGUUGCGCCGUUAAAUAUUAAAUGAAAUGCGUUAUACUUGUCAGAAUAUUGUAACGUUAAUCCUAGAAGAGCCCAUAUACCCCCUUCCCCCAUACUAUCAUUACGUACUGAGGUCACAAUCGUCAUAAAUACAUUUUUCUCUUUAUCUGUCCUAUUUAACAAAGAGGCAAGGAAUUUAACUCAUCAGACUCUCUGAGAAAAGUAUCUUAGGACAGAAAAUAAUCAAACGCGUUAAUACAUUUUUAUGCGCGAGGAAGUGUGGUGUCUCGCAAGAUAGAGAGAUGCUAAGGUCCGUUGGAUAUCUAGAAUUAAAUCUUAGGGUAUUAGCGUUAAGUUUGUCAGGUUUGAAAAAUCGAGGAAUCGAUAAUGCGGAAGCGAGGAAGAAGUGUCGUGGUGCAUUCGAAUCUACGAUUCCUCGCUGAGACUGUUAUUCUCGCUCACUCGCUUCCGCAUUCCCCUUUUCAAGGGUCAUAAGUGGUAAAGCACCACAUAAAAAGAAGCCAAAAUUUCUUUAAUUACGAUGUAAGAUCCGUAUAGGCCUUAAAUAUAUGAUGCCGAUGCAUAAUGCAUUUGUAAAUGUCCAUUGUUUAUAAUUGUGAAUAACUUGUAACAAUGAGAGGAACAUCGUUUCUGCGAUUAUAAUUGUUGCGAGUUGUAUUCGAAGAAUACAAUUUUGCGUGUAGUUUUGCGUAACGCAGAAAAAAAUGUAUUGGUCAAUGACGAUGUUCGCCAUGAUUAUUUUUCUGUAUUGUAUAUUAUGUACUAUGCUUAUAAAUAUUAUUAUUAUUA